Diabrotica virgifera virgifera (western corn rootworm) is the source of this 1206-nucleotide messenger RNA. Its product is annotated as spermidine synthase. The record is from RefSeq and is a predicted model, not a curated record. The transcript has 4 exons. Gene Ontology annotation, molecular function: spermidine synthase activity. Gene Ontology annotation, cellular component: cytosol. Gene Ontology annotation, biological process: spermidine biosynthetic process. Bases 310 to 1185 code for a protein of 291 amino acids. Lineage: Eukaryota; Metazoa; Arthropoda; Insecta; Coleoptera; Chrysomelidae.
GGAUUAUAUUCGUUGAUUGUUAACUAACACAAGAAGUUUCAUAAUUGAAUUACAUAUUCGAUUUCAUAGACAAAGCAUUUCUUUCAUUACGUUUUUUGAUUGAGUUAUAGAUUUGUCGGCUCGGCUGACCUUGCAUAUCGCGGUGAUCCCUCUUGGUUAACGUUAAUGUCGUGUAGGUCUUUAUCAUUUAGAUAAUGAGCACACAAACUAGCUAGAAAAUAUUAUCAAUGUUAUUUGUUACUGUUAUUUGAUAGUGUCUUUCUUUUAAAAUCGACCGUUGACUGAGAAACAGCGGUUUUAAGGUUAAAGAUGGAUCAAGUUAAGAAUGGUUGGUUUAGCGAAAUUUCCGAACUGUGGCCCGGUCAGUGUUUUUCAUUAAAGGUAAAAGAAGUUCUAUACAAGGAGAAAUCCGAGUACCAGGAUAUCUUAAUAUUUGAAUCAACUAACAAUGGAACUGCUUUGGUGCUGGAUGGAAUAAUACAAUGUACCCAAAAGGAUGAAUUUUCGUACCAAGAAAUGCUAACAUUCCUAGCUUUAUGCUGCCAUGAUAAUCCCCAAAGAGUUCUUAUUGUUGGAGGUGGAGAUGGUGGAGUAGCUAGGGAAGUUCAGAAGCAUCCACUUGUUAAGGAAAUUGUUCAGGUUGAGAUCGACGAGAAAGUGGUAAAUGCAAGCAAAAAACACCUUCCUUUCAUGGCCAAAGGUUUCGAUUCCGCCAAAUUAACGUUAAAGAUCUGUGAUGGAUUCGAAUAUAUGAAGAAACACAAAAAUGAAUUCGAUGUUAUUAUAACUGACUCUUCCGAUCCAAUUGGACCUGCUGUGAAUCUCUUUACUGAAUCGUAUUAUAAACUUGCCAAAGAAGCACUUAAACCAAAUGGUAUCAUCAGUUGCCAAGCUGGAACUGUCUGGUCUGAUCUACCACACGUCAAGAAAACCCUCACCAAUUGCCGCAAACAUUUUAAAACAGUAAGAUAUGGGUUUUCAACCAUUCCAAGCUAUCCCGAUGGGCAAAUUGGUUACCUCGUGGCAUCCACAGAUGGCAGCAAUGACCUAAGAACUCCAAAAUUCAAGUUUACUCAAGAGCAACUUGAUAAUCUCAACUUGAGAUUUUACAAUGAUGAAAUGCAUUCAGCUGCUUUUGUUUUACCAAAUUUUGUAAAGAGAGAAUUAAGAGAAUUAGCUGAAUAAAUAAAUUGUUGUUUUUCUUUA